Messenger RNA from Salvia miltiorrhiza (redroot sage), 4695 nucleotides. RefSeq lists its product as uncharacterized. Bases 1 to 4695 code for a protein of 1564 amino acids. Lineage: Eukaryota; Viridiplantae; Streptophyta; Magnoliopsida; Lamiales; Lamiaceae. The transcript has 4 exons. Gene Ontology annotation, molecular function: nucleic acid binding; RNA-DNA hybrid ribonuclease activity. The record is from RefSeq and is a predicted model, not a curated record.
AUGGUGGUUGUGGAUUGUCUUUGGAAUAAUUACAGGUUCUCGGUGGCGAUUGUCCAUGGUUCUAACGACUAUAUUCAAAGACGUCAUCUUUGGAGGGACAUUCUUGGUUUGACUACUGGUCCUACUAUUGUUGCUGGGGAUUUUAACGCCGUUAAGGGAGCUCAUGAGCGUAGCAGUGAUUGCCUCCCGAAUGCGGCUUCUUGUCAAGACUUCUGUGAGUUCAUUGCGAGAUCUAGACUGAUUGAAUCGCCGUCUGUGGGCCUCAAGUUUACCUGGUCUGGUCGGAAAUUCAUGCCUUCCCAUGUGGAAUCUCUCUUGGAUAGGGUGCUUUACUCGGAAGAUUUUGCUGAUCUUUGGAGUUCCAUCUAUACUCAAAAUCUCCCUCGUUUGACUUCGGACCAUUCCCCUUUGGUGUUACGGUGUGUUAAUAAUCACCAGGGAGGUCCGAGAUUCUUUAAAUUUUUGUAUAUGUGGACGAUGCACAGUUCCUUUCAGGAUUUUGUUCGCAGCUCGUGGAUGAAUGGGGUUGAUACUCGUUGUCCCAUUUAUUUAGUGAUGAUUAAACUUAAACGUCUAAGGGAAGAGUUGAAAAUUUGGAAUAAGACAGUUUUUGGUAAUGUUGACAUUAUAGUUUCUGACACUCAAAAGAAGUUACUGGAGAUUCAGAACCACAUUGCUAUCUCUGGCUAUACCCCGGAGUUAUUUGAUCAAGAGGUGGCGAUGCAAGCUAAAGUGGGCACGGCUUUGGCAAGGAAAAAUGCGCUGCUCCAGCAAAAAUGUAGGGCCGACUGGCUCACCGACGGGGAUCGUAAUUCGGCGUUUUUUCAUGCUAUGUUAAGGUACAAGAAGAAGCCUCAUAUUAUCUCUCAUUUGUCGAUCCAGGGAGAUCCGGAGUAUGACCAGGAACGUAUCAGUCAACAUAUUGUGGAUUAUUUCUCAACUCUGUUCGAAGAUGAGCCACAUGAUCCGAUUGACAUCACUAUGAUAGAGGCGGUUAUUGAUCCUGUCAUCUCCGAUGAUCAGAAUCAAAUGCUGGUCCGUACGCCUAGUGAAGAAGAAAUCACGGCUGCCGUGUUUGGAAUGGAUUCAAAUAGUUCUUCGGGGCCUGAUGGUUUUCCCGGAAAAUUUUUUCAGAGUUGUUGGCCGAUUAUAAAAGGGGAUAUAUGGCAGGCGGUACGUACGUUUUUUGUGAAAUCCUAUCUGCCGUCGGGUUGUAAUUCCAGUACCAUGGUCCUGUUACCCAAAAAAGAUGUGGUGAAUACGACAGCUGAUCUACGACCGAUCGUGCUCUCAAAUUUCUUCUUCAAAAUUAUCUCUAAAAUUCUGGCUACGCGGCUGGGGGAGAUUGCUUCAGUCGUGGUUGGUCCUCACCAAUUUGGUUUCAUUAGUGGGAGGUCCAUUCAUGAUUGUAUCAUGUUGGGUUCGGAAGGCGUCAAUUGCUUGAAGAGAACUAACAAUGGUGUCAAUAUGGCUUGUAAAAUUGAUAUCAGAAAAGCGUUUGACACUCUAAGAUGGGAUUUCUUGCUCUUGGUUCUUAAAGUGAGAGGUUAUGACGCUAUUUUUAUUCGUUGGAUUGAGAUUAUCCUACACUCUGCUCGUCUCUCCAUUCUUUACAAUGGACGAUUGCAUGGGUAUUUUGCUUGCUCCAGGGGUGUUAGGCAGGGCGAUCCGCUCUCUCCGAUUCUCUUUGGAAUUGCCGAGGAUUUUCUCAGUGUUCUUUUCCAGAAUUGUGUUAUGUCUAGACAUCUUUCUCCUAUGUCUAUGAGUAGGGAAAAUCCUUUUCCUACUCAUUUGCUGUAUGCGGAUGACAUUUUGGUGUUUUGUAAGGCCUCGGUUCGUAAUGCUGAGACGAUUAAGCACAUUUUGGAUUUUUAUGGAUCCUUAUCUGGUCAAAUUUGCAGCGUUCAAAAAUCUUAUAUUUAUUACUCGAACAAGGUCCCCACUUCCCUUCGGCAUGCAAUCGGGCGUGUCAUUGGCUUCAAGACGGGCACCCUUCCUUUCAUUUAUCUUGGUGUGCCGCUUUUUGUGGGCAGGAUCCGUGCCUCCUACUUGAGAAGUAUUCAUGAUCGUAUUAUUAAUAAAUUUUCGAGUUGGCGGGGACGGCAUCUUUCUAUGGCGGGAAGGAUUUGCCUUGUCAAAUCUGUUAUCCAUAGUUCUCUCACACAUUCCAUGAUGGUCUACAGAUGGCCUAAAUCUCUCAUCAAAGAGUUGGAUGGUUGUUGUCGUAACUUUAUCUGGACUGGUGAUACUAAGAAAACGCCUUCAUGUUCGGUUGCUUGGAAUAGGGUGUGUGCUAUUAAGGAAGAGGGAGGGCUUGGCAUCCGUUCGUUUUCCUUGAUGAACAAAUGCUUUCUCAUGAAACGGGCCUGGCAGAUCAUUGGGGGAAGAGAUUUUGGAAUGGACAUCAUGAGGAAACGUUAUCUCACAAAGUUUGGGCAGAUGAAGCUUACUACUGCACCCUCCUCGGUUUGGAUGGGUCUGCGUCAGGAGAUUUCACCUCUUAUUAAUGAGUCUUAUUGUUGUCUUGGAAGCGGGAAAGAUACUAACUUCUGGACUGACGAUUGGGUUGGUUAUCAGAUUGCUCGUAAAUGUGAUGUGCCACAUUAUAUUAUGGAUUUUCUGACUCAUUCAGUGGCGGAUUACUUUUAUGACGGAAUUUGGCAUUUCACAAGUAGUUUUGUUGAGAACUUCCCGGAUGUGGUUUGUGAUAUUCUGUUAAUUCCUAUUGGUGAUAAUGAUGAUAUUAGGUUGUGGAAACCGUCUCUCCAUGGUACGGUCACAGCUGCUCUGGCCUAUGCUCACCACUGUCAUCGUUAUCCUAAGGUGCGAUGGGGUUCUUGGAUUUGGGAGAACUUUAUUCCCACUCGGCGCUCGUUGGUUGUUUGGCGUGUGCUACAUGACAGGCUCCCAACUUUUGAUAGACUCAUUAAACAGGGCAUGAUCACACCAAAUUUUUGUCCUUUUUGUUUCGCUGAAGAGGAGUCAAUUUCUCAUAUCUUCUGGUCUUGCGCUCGGGUUCAGCCUAUUUGGCAGGAGUUGCUCCAUUGGUUUGACAUGACUCAGAUUUUGCAUGCUCAGGAUAUUGGCUCUGUCUUAGUGGAAGCUUGGAAUAGCACCUUCAGCUCGCAGCUGGAAACUUAUUGGAAAGCUGGGAUCAUUACCCUCAUUUGGUUCCUCUGGAGACAAAGAAACCUUUGUAUCUUUGAAGACGCGAGUUGGAACUACAAGCAAGCGGUUCAAUUCGUUAGAGUGUCUUUUCUUGAAAUUGAGCAGAACUUCACUAAAAUCGGGCACAUGAAUAACUCAUGGGCCGAUCUUAGCAUUUUGAGAAACAUUGGGAUUAAAGGACGUGCGGCGCCGCCGCCGGAAUUUAUUAACGUCUAUUGGUGGCCGCCGUCAGGUGAUUGGAUUAAGGUUAAUACUGACGGCUCGGCGCUUGGAGCACCGGGAAAGAUUGCUGCGGGUGGCGUGUUCCGGGAUAAAUUCAGUUGGGUUCGAGGCUGUUUUCACAUUAAGGGAGGGAUUGGAUAUGCUUUUGAGGCCGAACUGUUAGCGGUUAUUACCGCCAUCCGUCUGGCUCAUGACCGUAACUGGCACCAUCUCUGGAUUGAGUCGGACUCCAAAUAUAUUGUACAGCUCCUGCAAUCGCGCUCGAUGUCUGUUCCUUGGAGAUUUUUGGGAGCCUGGAGAAAGGUUCUUUCGAUCUUGAAUAAUUUCCAGCUUCAUAUUACACAUAUUUAUAGAGAAGGAAAUAAGGUCGCGGAUAUCCUUGCUGCGCCUAUCAUGGAGGAAGGAUGGUGGUUGACGGAAAUUGAUGCUAUUAAACUUGCGUUGGCGGGGGAGGUUUUUGCUGGGGUUGGCGGGUUUUGCUGGCUUGUGCUUGGUAAUUUUAAGCGUUUUGAUACAGCCUUGGGACAUCAAUGCAAGUGUGAGUUGGACUCUUUCAGCGACGGCGACAAUCCGGCUGAAAAGAACUCCUCUUUUUGGUGGCGGUUGGUACGGUUUUUUGAUCGAACAGUUGGCGGGGGUGAGUUUGGUUUGGAUUUGUUCCAAGUGGAGGUUGUUUUCUUCCUCCCAGCUGAGAUGAACUCUCUUUGCGGUGCUUUUCUUGACCACAUGGGACAUUGCUACAUGAGUGAGUGCGACUAUUUCAGCGACGGCGACAUUCCGGCUGAGAUUUGCUCCCUUACUUAUGGCGAUGGGUCAGUAAUUUCUUCAAACACUUGGCGGAGUUUUGCUACUUUGGGUUUUGGCUUGAUGGUUGCCGGAGGCGGCUGUGAUGAGUUUUACUCACGAAUUGGUCGGGUGGUUUUUGGUAAGCUUUGGUCUGAUUUUGAGGUGGGGGAGCUCAGCGACGGCGUAUUACCGGCUGGGACUUUCACACCUCGGGUCUUCAGAAUUUUUUCGUGGCUGUUGUGGGUCUUGGGGAACCUUGACGGCAACAGCAAACAGAUGGUUUUUUGGGAUGCACCUGUUAGAGUUCUUUAUCUUGGGGAGGAUAGGACUUCAGCGACGGCGUCUCACCGGCUGCCUGGCCUAUCUUCCCUUGAUGAACGGUGGCUUAAGGAGGGACUCGGCGACGGCGUCUUACCGGCCGGGGUUACUUCUAUGCCUACCAUCGGCAAUGAUUGCCGGGAUUAUCUAGGAGCGAUGGUUCGGCCGGAGUUUCUGAGAUUCUCCCAAUUCAGCUUCUAA